CUGCAUUCCAAGCUAUAUUUUGAGUGUAAGGCAACGCUUAGUCCGUCUUUAGACGCGGCGCUGAGUGGACGUCCAUUGCGUGAUGUAUCCUGAGUAUAUUUAGGACCAUGGGCGCCGCAUCAGACGGCUUAGGUAUGGGGUGGCGCGCGCGCAUCGCCGCCAUGCGGGAGUCCCGAAAACUGGUGUUGGUGAUUGUCGCCAUUGCCCUGCUCCUUGAUAAUAUGCUGCUCACCACUGUUGUUCCAAUUAUCCCGGAGUUCCUCUACGACAUUCAGCAUCCGGACGCGCCCCUCUCCAUGGCGUUGGAAGACAUCACCACACCUGUACCACCUACGGCACCCUACUGCCCCUGCCUCAACGUCACCAGCGUGCCACUGGAGAACGUCACGCACAUGAACAUCACAGCCCAGAAGGAGGCAAGGCAUCAGGAGCUAAUACAUGAGACAGUAGCCGUCGGUGUCAUGUUCGCGAGCAAAGCCAUAGUGCAACUGAUAGCUAACCCAUUCGUUGGACCUCUGACACACAAAAUCGGAUACAGCGUACCAAUGUUCACUGGAUUCAUCUUGAUGUUUCUCUCCACUAUAAUAUUUGCAUUUGGCCGAUCCUACAGCGUGCUAUUCAUUGCCCGCGCGUUGCAAGGUAUCGGUUCUUCGUGCUCUUCCGUUUCCGGUAUGGGGAUGUUGGCUGAGAGAUAUCCAGAUGACAAGGAACGUGGUAACGCAAUGGGUAUUGCUUUAGGAGGUUUGGCUUUGGGCGUUUUGAUUGGACCACCAUUCGGCGGACUCAUGUAUGAGUUUGUCGGCAAGACAGCUCCCUUCCUCAUGCUGUCUGCUCUGGCUUUGGGAGACGGAUUGCUGCAACUUAUGAUCCUUCAGCCUGGAGUUGUGCGUCAAGAAACCGAUCCGCCAUCACUCAAAGCCCUCAUCACUGAUCCAUACAUCUUGGUCGCUGCAGGAGCAAUAACUUUCGCGAACGUAGGCAUAGCAAUGCUGGAGCCAAGUCUACCCAUCUGGAUGGCAGAUACCAUGGAAGCACGUCGUUGGCAGCAAGGUGUCGCAUUUCUACCUGCCAGCAUCUGCUAUUUGAUUGGAACAAACCUUUUCGGACCCCUUGGCCACAAAAUGGGACGCUGGCUUGCCGCCUGCUCUGGACUUAUUAUCAUUGGAUUGUGUCUGAUUCUGAUCCCAAUGGCCCGUAAGCUGGAACACCUGAUAAUCCCGAACGCUGGCCUCGGCUUCGCGAUUGGCAUGGUCGACUCAUCCAUGAUGCCGGAAUUGGGUUUCUUGGUUGAUAUACGUCAUGCGGCAGUAUACGGAUCGGUAUAUGCAAUUGGUGAUACCGCGUUCUGCUUGGGAUAUGCUGUCGGUCCCGCAUUCUCCGGCACGCUCGUCAACAGUAUCGGCUUCGAGUGGAUGUUGGUCAUCAUCGCAAUACUCAACUUUGCGUAUGCGCCGGUCCUGUUGCUACUACGUUCGCCACCUGCUAUGAAUGAGAAACAGAGUUUGAUUAUCAGCGAGAAAUCAUCAGUUCGAUACGUGAGCUACCAAAACGAGGAAGAAGAAUAGAGCGGCCAUCUUGUCCGUCACUUUGGUCGCCAUCUUGUAAGCCGCCCGAUUUAUUUUUAAUCUAUCAGAGGUAUGGAAGUAAUUUUAGACGUCGAAGAGUAUUUUACGAUUGUAUAUGCCUAGUGUAGCCAGCUAUGACCAAUUUUAUAUUAGCUUAUUACAAAAAAUAUACCGCUUUUUAUUGCAAAUGUGACUUUGACAAUAUUGUUUUAUCCCGUUUUGAUCAAUCACUCGUUGAUUUUGCACGUUUUAAUAAUUGGACCAAGAUACAAUAUUUUUUAUAUGCCAUCCUUAUGCUUGUAACGUAAGUAUUAUACGAUAGGAAUUGUAGUUGUCAAAUAUGAAUGCAUUAGAAUAAUUAAAUAUAUAAUAUAUUCAAGUAACAUAUAUCACGUUCAAAUAUUAUACUAAAUAUAAGUCCUAGUUAUAUAUAUUGCGUCAUUUGAAACGUAUCUAAUGGAACUUAUUUCACUACUGUAAGGCACACAUUAAUAUCUGCUUCGUAAAUUGAUUUCCCGCCAAAACAAAGCUACCAGCGCCUCUAACGGCGGCAGUUGAAAUCAUUUUACGAUUUUAUUUUAUAACAAGAGCGGCUAAAUUAAUAUUAGAUAAUUUAAUCGCCAAUAUUUCAUGAAACUAUUAAAAAACCGCUCCCUUUAGUCAGAAGUACGACAAAUUCAUGAACAUGCGAUAUAUCUGUCCCUAUUUAUCUGGUAAUAAUGAAAGAGCUAGAUAGUGUGGUGAUUAAAAACAAAUCAUAUGUACGUGCAUUUGUGGUGUUAAUCUGUGCUCUUAAAUCUUUCUAUUUACGUAUGGCUGCGUCAAGUAGAAAGGAAGAAGUGUGUUAAGUGCAUCGUCGUGGUUCAUGUAACAACCUCCCUCGCGAGGUUAAGACCCGGGGGCAUAUGCCCCCUUCGGGUAGUGUAUGGGUUCGCACCCUGCUGAUGCAGGGCGGUACGGGGGCGGUUAAUAUAGGCCUUGAUGGGGGAUGCAGCGUUGUUGAAGUUCGGUCUGUUGCAAUCUUUUAUAUCAGUUAGAUUUAACCUUAUGACGGUUUAUUCUGCUUUAGCCAGAUUCCUUGCAACAACUUGAAUCAGUCACGCUGUAUAACUUUCGACGUAAGAUAACUUUAUACCUUUUAUUAGAAUGUAUAAUUGACAUAUAAAAUGUCUAUUGUAUCUCUUAAUCGUAUAGCUUUUAAUCAAAAUAGAUCGUAAUCUUAAAUUAAAUAUGACAAUUGACAAAAUUUGACAAGUCAAUUGUCAAAGUGUUUCGUAGAAUUUUAUUCAAUAUCGUCGUCAUAAAUCAUAUAAGUAGACAUUUGAAUAAUCACAUUUACUUCCAUAAGUAGCAAUCUUUAGUCGAAUUCGUAAUGUAUUCAUAUUUGUAUUUUAGAUAUAUGUAAGACAAUAGCUGGUAUGGACCUUAUUUACUAGUAUAACCAAAAAUGUAUAUUUUUUAUUAUUCGCCCAAAGGGCAGGCUAAAGUCUUUCGACCAUAGUCAUUCUAAGUUUAAAUUUAAUUCCACAGAACGUUACCACAGAUUAUACAAGACUUGUUUUAUUAAGACAAUAUUUAUAUCAAAUUUGAGUAUUUCUAUAUUAUAAUGUUUUUAUAUAUUAUCUAGAUUAAGAAGCAGCGAACGCUGAAAGUGUAUGGUAGUAAUAAUAGAUAAUAAAUAUUUUAUUAAAAAUUUAAAUAGUUAAGAGCUAUUUUGUCGUCUAUAUACGCCUAGUUCCCAUAUUUUACCUACGGACCUUUGUAGACGCUGCGUUGAAGCCGUAAAUUGAAUCGGCAACUCGUGAUAGUUUUAGUGAU
This is a messenger RNA of Pieris rapae (cabbage white), 3383 nucleotides long. It is a transcript of the gene Vmat, whose product is annotated as synaptic vesicular amine transporter. Gene Ontology annotation, molecular function: serotonin:sodium:chloride symporter activity. The transcript is spliced from 13 exons. The record is from RefSeq and is a predicted model, not a curated record. The coding region runs from base 108 to 1565 and encodes 485 amino acids. NCBI's taxonomy places the organism in Eukaryota, Metazoa, Arthropoda, Insecta, Lepidoptera, Pieridae. Gene Ontology annotation, cellular component: terminal bouton; synaptic vesicle membrane. Gene Ontology annotation, biological process: aminergic neurotransmitter loading into synaptic vesicle; transmembrane transport.